Molecule: messenger RNA, 618 nt
Organism: Penicillium argentinense
Lineage: Eukaryota; Fungi; Ascomycota; Eurotiomycetes; Eurotiales; Aspergillaceae
Exons: 1
Coding region: 1-618 (205 amino acids)
Biological process (GO): carbohydrate metabolic process
Molecular function (GO): hydrolase activity, hydrolyzing O-glycosyl compounds; carbohydrate binding
Source: RefSeq, a predicted model, not a curated record
AUGAUCUACGAUCCAGAUGAAAUUGUAUAUCAGGUUCCUGAGUCAGUUCUCCCUCGUCCUGGCGCAAAAAAUGCUACUUCAAGCUCCAAUUCGGCGAUUCAAUUUUCAUACCAAGAAGAGCCCUUCUCCUUUGCCGUGACUCGGACGGACACAAAGGAGACUUUGUUCAAUACUUCUGGCUCCAACCUGAUCUUCCAGUCGCAGUACUUGAAUCUCCGGACGUCCUUGCCCCAGAAUCCUAAUUUGUACGGGUUGGGCGAGCACAGCGACAGUUUUCUUCUGAACACUACAAACUACACUAGGACACUGUGGAAUCGCGAUGCGUUCGAAAUCCCUGCAGGGACGAACCUUUAUGGAAGCCAUCCAAUAUACAUCGAGCAGCGCGAGACAGGUUCACAUGGAGUUUUCCUGCUCAACUCCGAUGGCAUGGACAUCAAAAUCAACCAGACCGAAUAUGGCGAGCAAUACCUAGAGUAUAAUAUUCUGGGUGGUAUUUUUGAUUUCUACUUCCUGGCUGGUCCGAGUCCGAAAGAGGUCCAUAGAGAAAGCGCCACUAUUAACAGCAGCUCCAAGUCCCCGGGAAAAAUCAUUGUAUGGGGCUGGAUUGAGAGCGCCUAG